AUGGCCAUCUCACAGACCCUUUACAAGAUCCUGUCCAGGAAGGACCAGAUUACCAAAGAAAGCUACGUCCGACUCCAGCAAUCUGCCGACGAUAUCACAAUCCUGCCAGAGCACACCGAUGAAAGAAGACCCGGAGCUGAAAAUGUACCGACAACAUGGCAAGCCGAAGCCCAAUACAUCAGUGCGAACGGCGCCCCGAUGGCUCUCGCAUGCUUACUGGAAUAUUCACUAUCGACAACCACUCUAAUCACAGUCGGGCGCCUUGGAAUCAUUGAGCUGGGCGCCGCCAGCCUGGCAAGUAUGACGGCCAACAUGACCGCGUACAUGAUCUACUAUGGUCUAGCCACAAGCAUGGACACAUUGUGCGCGCAGGCAUACGGGGCCGACAUGACGCACCUGGUCUCGGUACAUUUCCAAUGCAUGGUCUGCUUUCUGUACAUAGUGACGGUGCCGAUUAUAGCCCUGUGGUCUGUUGCAGACAAGAUACUUCCGAACGUGAUACGACACGAGGAGACCGCUCUGCUUGCUGGUAGAUAUCUACAGGUGGCUGCGUUUGGGACCCCUGCGUAUGUCGCGUUCGAAUGCGGCCGGCGGUAUCUCCAGGCACAGGGCGUAUACUGUGGUUCUAUGUAUGUCUUGAUGGUUUGCGUUCCGUUCAAUGCUUUUAUGAACUGGUUCUUGGUCUGGUACUGCAACAUGGGUUUCAUCGGUGCACCUGUGGCCCUAACCAUCACUGACAACCUGCUCCCCUGGUGUCUCCUGCUCUAUGCCUACUGGGGAAAACGGGAUAAAUGCUGGCAUGGAUUCACCCGGCAAGCACUCCAUGGCUGGGGCCCAAUGAUCCGUCUCGCAAUCCCAGGGUUUCUCACAGCCGAAGCAGAGUCCCUCACAUGGGCCAUCAACACAGCCGUCGCUUCGUACCUGGGGCCUAACGCGCUCGCAGCGCAAACAAUCCUGUCCACCGUCGUCCAUAUUGCCUGGCAAAUAUCGUAUGCGCUCUCCAAUUCUACAAGAGUGCGGAUUGGAAACUGGAUCGGCGCUGCGAGUGAGUACGCAGCCCGCACCGCGAGCAAAGCCGCGCUCUAUGUGGCGCUUACAUCGGGCGUUGCUAUCAUGGCAUUCCUGCUUGCGUGUCGAGACUACAUUGCGAGAACGUUCACGACAGACGCCGGGGUGAUUGACUUGGUACUUGGCAUUAUUCCGCUGUGUGGUGUGGCCCAGCUCUGCGAGGCAUCCAGUAUGGUUGCCGGUGCGGUUCUUUGCGGUAUUGGACGGCCGCAUGUUACUUCCUGCGUGCAAGGGCUGGCGUUCUUGGUGACGUUGCCGACUAUACUGGGCACGGUAUUUGGGCUUGGGUGGCAUAUUUACGGCCUGUGGGUGGCUGCUAUACUGAGCCCGCUUUGCGCGGCGUGCGUGGAGUGGGUUUUCCUGAGGGGAGUAAGCUGGAAGGCGUGUAUAGACGAUGGGAUGAAGAACCUGGGCGUGUAG
This is a messenger RNA of Aspergillus terreus NIH2624, 1488 nucleotides long. Its product is annotated as MATE family efflux transporter. The record is from RefSeq and is a predicted model, not a curated record. Gene Ontology annotation, molecular function: xenobiotic transmembrane transporter activity; antiporter activity. The transcript has 2 exons. Lineage: Eukaryota; Fungi; Ascomycota; Eurotiomycetes; Eurotiales; Aspergillaceae. Gene Ontology annotation, cellular component: membrane. Bases 1 to 1488 code for a protein of 495 amino acids. Gene Ontology annotation, biological process: xenobiotic detoxification by transmembrane export across the plasma membrane.